AUGAAUCAGGUAGAAGAAGACACGCGAACUAAAGAACAAGAAACUUUGGCGAAAGAAUUGGAUUGGUUGCUGGUUUCUCAAUUACCAACUGCACUAUAUGAAAUAAAGAAAGGGUUAAAGGCACAAGUACUCUGGCAAUAUCGUCAAAUAAGAUUUAUUACUUUGGAUGGUAGCGACAUUAUCAAAGGGGAAUUAUCUGUAAAAUUAUCCAAUUACCAUCGGGGCAACUUGAUUAAAUUAAACAUUAAUUCGAAAAAACCAUAUUUUAUUGAACAAUUGGUCGAUGCACAGAAUUAUCUUACUCUGGCUUUAGAUUCAUUGGAACAUACGAAUAAAGAUCUUACAAAAGAAAGUGCUCGUGAGUUGUUAGAUUCUGUCCUCAUUUACAUUUUAAGUAGUCGAUCAGUUUUAGUUUGUGCUCAUGAAGAAAAAUUAUUUCCUUAUAAAAUUUGUGAUCCUCAGAUGUUUGGUACAGCAAUACCUGAAGAAUUAGUAAUUCAAUUUCAUGUAGAAGGAUCAAACGUUAUUAGUUCGGUUUAUGGAUUACAAUAUCAUUCCUCUUUACCAUCACAAAAAAAAAAUGAAGAAGUUAUGGAAGGUUUAAUGAAAUUAGAGAGAGAAUGCUUAGCUUGGAAAGGGAAAAUUGCUUUAUUUAAAAAUUUGGAAUUGGGAAAUUAA
Messenger RNA from Funneliformis caledonium, 678 nucleotides. Lineage: Eukaryota; Fungi; Glomeromycota; Glomeromycetes; Glomerales; Glomeraceae. The record is from the annotation of a GenBank genome assembly.